Paramuricea clavata is the source of this 225-nucleotide messenger RNA. The record is from the annotation of a GenBank genome assembly. NCBI's taxonomy places the organism in Eukaryota, Metazoa, Cnidaria, Anthozoa, Malacalcyonacea, Plexauridae.
GACAGAAUUAACCAACAUCUACUCAAAAUGUGUGUGAAAUCAUUACAAGACCAUCAUGAACACCCAUGUGAAAAACUCUUUGAAGCAACUAUUUCGCAUCCAAACCACAAGAUUGGUAAACUGUCUGUUUCCAACAAAACACGAGGCGAAUUGCAAUUUAAGGAACAACGAACGUUUAACGCGUACGUCUCUCGGACUCGUGCAACCCAAUCGAUACCUACCUAA